AUGGGGAAAAACCAAGCUGCGUGGCUCACUGGGGCAGGUGCUUAUCCCUUUGCUGUUAAGGACGGACCCCGGCCGACACCCGGCCCUAGCGAAAUCGUCAUCAAGAAUGCAGCUGUGGCCAUAAAUCCCGUCGACUGGAAAAUCCAAACCCAUGGUCGCUACCUGAGUACAUACCCAUUUAUCUUGGGUGAAGAUGCAGUUGGUGUUGUGGAGGCUGUUGGUUCCGGAGUAACGCGCUUCACUAAAGGCCAGAGAGUGGUUGCACACUGUCACGGCCUUAUGACAGGCAACCCGUCCAACUCGGGUUUCCAGCUUUACCCCGUGGUGACGGAAGCCCUCGCUGCAGCAAUCCCGGAGAACUUGAGUUUUGAGCAGGCUGUCGUUUUGCCACUCGCGAUCUCCACUGCUUGCGCAGGACUUUACCAAAAGGAGUACCUCAAUCUCCCUCUUCCCUCCGCCAACAAGGCAGAGCCUACUGGCCAGACAGUCUUGAUCUGGGGCGGUGCCUCAUCUGUUGGAGCAACCGCCAUUCAACUUGCAGCUGCUUCUGGCUUAACCGUUGUGACAACUGCUUCUACGGGGAAUCACGGAUUUGUGAAGUCUCUUGGCGCUGAUAUCGUCUUUGAUUAUCGAUCCUCUACCGUAGUCCAGGACAUAGCUACUGCGCUUAGAGGCACUAAAUUCGUGGGAAUUUAUGACUCCAUUGCCGAGGAAAAGAGCUUUGCGGCUUUGGCUGAUCUCGUGGAAACACUGAAUAUCUCUAUCCCAGUGGCUAGUGUUUUGCCAUAUGAUAAGCCUACUGCAACCUUUGCUCCUAAAUAUGUUCUCGCAUAUGCUAUCAUCCAAGAGCCAAACCACCAUGUUGGCGAAUGGAUUUGGGGCAAAUUUGUCCCUGAAGCACUGGCAAAUGGAAGACUACAAGCUAAGCCAGAUCCUUUCGUUGUAGGCACUGGCCUCAAGGAUAUCCAGAAUGCGCUUGACAUUCAGAAGAGGGGUGUUUCCGCGAAAAAGGUCGUGGUCACUCUUUGA
This is a messenger RNA of Penicillium subrubescens, 1029 nucleotides long. RefSeq names its product zinc-binding alcohol dehydrogenase family protein. The transcript has 5 exons. The record is from RefSeq and is a predicted model, not a curated record. The coding region runs from base 1 to 1029 and encodes 342 amino acids. Lineage: Eukaryota; Fungi; Ascomycota; Eurotiomycetes; Eurotiales; Aspergillaceae. Gene Ontology annotation, molecular function: oxidoreductase activity, acting on NAD(P)H.